GUCACCUCUUUGGCAGUGGUCAUGACCCAAACGACACAGAGUGCUCCAAGACAGAACAGUUCGGGGGCAAAUUCCUUAUGAAUACAAUUUCCGUCUUUGGCAAGUACCCUAAUAAUUUGAAAUUCUCACCAUGUUCUCUGAGACAAAUUGGUCUAAAGAUGCCCAAUCAUAACUGUCUAACUCCCCGGUCAACUGGUGCGUUCUGUGGCAAUGGUGCUGUAGAAGACGAGGAAUACUGUGAUGCUAGUUCCAAGGGGAUGGAAGAUCUGGACCCAUGUUGUGACAGAUACUGCAAGUUGAGAGGAAAUGCCACAUGCAGUGACGCCAACCAUAUUUGCUGCAAGAACUGCGUGAUAGCUCCAGCCAACACACCAUGCCUCCACAGCGAGCCUGUGGACUGUACAAAACCCAGCUUCUGCUCAGGGCGUGAUCACUCCUGUCCAAAACCAGCCUAUGUUCCAGAAGGGACACCUUGCCCAGGCCCAGGACAUUGCUACAGUGGGAAAUGCCUGAGCUUCUGUCAAGCACUGUCACGAAAUAGGAGCGUCCGGCUGCAGGCAUGCAUGUGUCGGACAAAUGCUGCUUGCAAGUCGUGCUGCUUUAAUACAGAAAGGGCCAAUGUUUCUGACUGGUGCCAGGUGUACUCCAACGAGUCUGUGUUAGAUGGUACACCCUGUUACAUGGGAUUUUGUAAGACUGGUGUUUGUGAAUCAUAUGAAGCGUCUACCUUUAAGAGAUUCCAAGGUUUUCUUAAACAAAUGAAAACGCCUGAAUUAGAAACGUUUCUGAAGGGCAACCUUGUGAUGUUAUUGAUUCUGAUUAGCCUAAUCGUCUGGUUGCCUGCUACCUUCUACAUUUAUAGAGCA
Candidula unifasciata is the source of this 866-nucleotide messenger RNA. The record is from the annotation of a GenBank genome assembly. Lineage: Eukaryota; Metazoa; Mollusca; Gastropoda; Stylommatophora; Geomitridae.